Molecule: messenger RNA, 2103 nt
Organism: Soboliphyme baturini
Lineage: Eukaryota; Metazoa; Nematoda; Enoplea; Dioctophymatida; Soboliphymatidae
Source: the annotation of a GenBank genome assembly
AUGGGUGUUAAGGGUCUUGCUACCUUAGUCGAAGCGAAUCCAGAUUUAUUGCAGUGUGUUUGUUUGAAGGAUACACCAUUAGUGGUUGAUGGCAAUGCAUUGUGUUACCAGCUGUUCCGGUUCUGUCGAAUCAAUUUCCGAUUCGGAGGCGAUUACGAAGUGCUCGCUGAAGCAGUGGCGGAAUUUGUGCAAUCAUUUCGCCUGGCUUCCGUACGUCUGAUCGUCGUGUUCGAUGGCUUGUUGGAAACGGACGAGUGGAAACAGUCGACAAUGGUUGUGAGACAGAAACAGCGCUUAAGCGUUGCUCAGAAAGUCGCCCAGGGUUCGAAUCCUUCGUCAUAUCUUUUGCCUCUGCUCGCCUCACGGACAGUCCUCCAAACGCUUAGGGCGAACAACGACGUGGUUACAGUCCAUCAGUGCGCGGUCGAAGCGGACGCUGUCAUCGCCGGUCUGGCAAAUGCUGUCAAGUGUCCGGUUUUGUCGCAAGAUAGUGACUUCUUCAUUUAUGACCUAAAGCACGGUUAUGUUCCAAUGGAGACGCUCGAAUGGGGGCAGCUGAUUCCCUUAUACUCAUCUCCUUCAUCGAUGUCACCUGCUUCUGGUGGCGUCCGUGCAAAAAUCUACAAAAAUAGCUUCUUGCUCGACUAUUACCCACAGUUGGACCUCGAUCUUUUGCCGCUGUUUUCGGCGGUAAUGGGAAACGACUUCGAACAAGAUCACGUGUCUUUUAAGAACCUUCUUCGUACGUUGCCAAGGAUGGAAGCAACGUCGUCGUCGAGGAAAUUUCACCGGCAGGGCAGUUGUCGAAAGCAGUACAAUAUGGUCGAUCUGCUGAAGUGGUUUGAAGGUAAGUCUAGAACAGAGGUCAUCAAAGAGAUGCUAACAACGGUCAAGACCUUCAAACGGCAGCAUUGGCGAAGGUACCUCGCUAACGCCAGUUUCAUGUAUAUACGUGCUCGUAGCACGGAGUAUGUAACGAGUGAUACCGACGUCUUGACAUGUCAAACAUUGCUAUCCGAAUUCCCACUUUUACCAGAGUGGUUUCUGUCCGCGUACUGCGUCGGACGAAUCCCGUGCCAGUUCAUUUACAUAAUGAAGUACUUAAAAAUAUUUCUGCCGACUCUUGUUGAGGAUUUUUCGAAGAACAGCGUAUUUGACUGCUGUCGAACGUUGCGUGUUGAAGUAUACAAGAUUCUUCUCACUUCGGCGAACGUGUACUGUGUUCGCGAGUACCUGAGGUCUUCAAACCGGCUUGUUUUGAAAAAGGUAUUGUUUCAAGAGGCAUCGAUGCAUUUGUAUAAUAUGGAAAGUUUCGAUGUUGCCCAGCGAAGAAAUGUGUUGCUGAAGACUUGUGGUAAGACCUGGAGUGAGGAAUUGGGCCGAUUUUCUUCGUCAAUGAUUUUGUUCAUUUUGUCACUUACUUACUGGACAUCCAGCGACGAGUCUAACGUCGCUAAACAGUACGUUUUUGCCAUCGUGUUUGUUGGAUUCUUAUUAAACCUGUCGAAACUUCAACCUAUAUAUUCCGAUGAAGUCACAGCAGAAGAGAUGGACGAAGAAACAAAAUCGUUUUUGGAAACGAUACGAAGAUUGAAAAGAACUACAGCUUCAACGACGAAACAAGAAAUUGCAGCCGUUGUAAAAUUUGCACAUGCGUUGAAUGAGUGGCAAGCUUGUUUUAAAGGUGUGUUGUGGCUGAACACAGCAUUGAUGUGGCCCUUUGACGAACAUACCUCUCCGGCUCAUUUUUACUCUGGUCGCAAAGCGUUUGUCGCUUCUUGGUACUUCGCGCAAAAUAACUCCUACAAGCGACUUUUUGAAGGUUUUCCAUCGGUCCUUCAAAAGUUUGAUGUCUUUUAUUCUUUGGUCCAGACUGUGAUUGGUACCAGAAUCAAUCAGAUUAAUAGCUGUGGAAAACGUCGCUCUUCCGAAAUCCAGCGAAAUUCGUCUAAUCGUUGCAAAAAACGAAAAUCUCGCAUCGUUUUGACGAUGACAGAUUCAGCCUCUGGUGAUGAAACAAAACAGGAGGAAAAUUCCAGGAUUAAGGAAGAGUGGUAUAACGAAGAAAAUAGAUUUGCAGCCCUUGCCCUUGAUAACGGUUAA